This is a messenger RNA of Numida meleagris (helmeted guineafowl), 3726 nucleotides long. RefSeq names its product trichoplein keratin filament binding (gene TCHP). The coding region runs from base 836 to 2164 and encodes 442 amino acids. NCBI's taxonomy places the organism in Eukaryota, Metazoa, Chordata, Aves, Galliformes, Numididae. The transcript has 13 exons. Gene Ontology annotation, cellular component: keratin filament. Gene Ontology annotation, biological process: apoptotic process. The record is from RefSeq and is a predicted model, not a curated record.
GGGAGCACGAGGUCCGCGCCGGCAACCUCCGGGACCCCCGGGCCCCGCAGCUCCGGUCGAAGGAGCGGGCAGCUGGGCAGCCCCUCUGCCCCCCGUGCACCCGCUGUCCUGUAUGCCCACACCUGUACAGCCGGGCCCCACGCCAGGUGCUGUGAUCGGGUGGCUCUGAAUUAUUUAGCGGAGGUGAAGGUUUCACGGUGGGCAGAUGGCACGGAGCUCGGUGACCCGACCCGGGCAGCAGCCGGGACUGAGCCCAAUCCACCAGCUCAGGCCUCAGGCACCUCGAGGAAUGGGGCACCCACAGCUCUGGGCAGUGCCAGGGCCUCACCGCCCCCUCAGUGAAGAAUUUCUUCCUAAUGUCUAACCUCAGUUUCCUUUCUUUUAGUUUAAAGCUGUUCCCCCUUGUCCUACCACGAUCAGGCUGCGUACAAAGCUGCUCUCCUCCUGUUUACAGCCACGGAGCUGCCGCAGGAGGGCAGUUCCAAAACCUGGGCACGAAUUGGGCGCUCGGGGGGCACCGUGCUGAAGGAGGCGAGGGGCAGCACCAGACCUCGUCCCGUCGUGGUCAGUGCCCAGGGGCCGUGCCCAGGGCCAGGCCGAGGAAACCCGAACCUUUCACCCGCCUGAAAUAUUCAUAGCACCAUGAAUACUUAAAACCCCGGGCUGCACGGCACGGUGCGCUCUGACAGCAGCUCAAGUGUUGCGGCCCUCGGCCCUCCCCGCGCGGCCGCUCCGUUCCGCGAAGCGCGGCCCCGACGCUUUUUGUCCCUCGGCGGCGUCCGUACUCGUUGCCAUGGCGACGCGCGGCGGCCGUCGCGGCCUAUAAGGGUGGGCCAUGGCGCUAUGGCGGACGGUGCAGGGCCGGGCCUUGGAGCGGCGGCGGGAGCAGGAGGCGCGGAACCGGUUGCAGUGGGAGAGCUACAGCCGCUCGUUCGCCCGCGCCGCGCUCUGCUGCUCCGCCCAGGCCCGGUGGAGCGCGCCGCGGCCUGUGCGCGGCCCGAGGGGGGGGCCGUGCUGCGUUAAGGGGUGCGCGGCCGCGUACACUGGCACUGCUCUCUGCACCCAGGUCGCCGAGCAGCUGCUGCACGAGCACUGGAGACAGAACAGCGCCGAGCUCCGGGAGGCAGAGUCAGAGCUGCACAAGAAGCAUGUGGUGGAAGCCUGGGGUGAGCAGCUGAAGCAAAAGCAGCAGCAAGAAGCAACUGAACGAGAAGAGAGAAAGCGCUACGAAAAUGAGUAUGAAAUUGCGCGAAGGGAAGCUCUGGAAAGAAUAAAACAAGAGGAAGAGAAGCGUCGGCUGGAAGAGAAGAAGCAAGCAGAGAUGUUGCUCCAACAGAUAGAAGAACUGAAAUUACGGGAGACAGAGGCAACAAAGCUGAAAAAAGAACAAGAGAAUUUAUUAAAGCAGCAGUGGGAGCUGGAAAGCUUGGAAGAAGAAAGAAAACAAAUGGAAGAGCACCGGAAGAAGACUGAGCUUGGUCGCUUUUUGAGGCAUCAGUGUAAUGCCCAGUUAAGGAGACGAGCCCAGCAGAUACAGGAGGAGCUGGAAACAGACAGACAAAUCUUAUUAGCCCUCCUGGAGAAAGAAGACGAGGAUCAGCGCCGCCAGUCUGCAAGACGAGAGCAAGCUGUUGCAGACGUUGCCUGGAUGAAACGUGUCAUUGAGGAGCAGCUGCAGUUAGAAAAGGAGAGGGAGGCAGAGCUACAGAUUAUUUUUAGAGAAGAAGCUAGAAAAGUGUGGGAGAAGAGGGAAGAAGAAUGGGAAAGAGAGAAGAUGGCCAGAGAUCGCCUGAUGAAUGAGGUCCUUGCAGGCAGGCAGCGCCAGAUCCAGGAGAAGAUGGAGUUGAACAGGCGGGCCCAAGAAGAGUCUAUAAAGCAUCGGGAGCAACUGAUUAAAGAACUUGAGGAGGCAAAAGAACUGACAAGGCGAGAGAGAGAGCAAGAGGAGGAACUGAAGACAGCUCGCAGACGGGAAUUGGAAGCUCAGCUGACAGAACGGCGCCUACAAGAACAAGAGGAGCAGGAGCGCCAGAGAGAGGAGGAGGAAGAGGAGAGAUCGAACAAGGAGCGCUGUGCAGAGUUGGUGCGGCAGGAGGCCGAGCGCAUGGCUGAGCAGGGCCAUGGCAGCAGGCUCCACGGUUACCCAAAAGCAGCGUGGACCUGAAGACUACCGUCCUUCAAAGCUGAGGAAUGAGCACAAAAUGAAGUUGCAGACAACAAGAAAGGACAUUCUGAAGAAUCAAGGAACUCCUGAAAUAAUUAUGGUUUUCAAUUAGCCUACAAUGAUGCCAAGACUCAGCUCAGAAGUCACAUUUCUGAAAAUAUUUGGCUGUGACACAGCUGAACACAAGAUCAGUUUUCUACUGGCUUUAAUAAAUCCGGAGGUUUGAACAUGCUUGGAGGACUCCACCCUGAACUGCUUCACUUACUCCAUGUUCAGGAGACGUGAUACGUUCUAGUAAGUGCUACGCUGGGUCAAAACAGCAAAGGAAUUAAACUUGUGCUUUGGACCUAAAACGUGGAAGAACCUGUGCCUCCUGUGGAACAGGAACUGUGAGCCUCUAGCUGCUGUUUUCUAUUUAAGCUUUAGAAGCCCCAUUCCCACCUCUGGAGCAGGACAUGCCUGGAAGCCCCAGCUGUCUUUUAAGGGUUGCUUCAAGAUACGUAUCACAAAUCAGUACGAUAGAUAACGUGGCAGUAAUUGCUAAUGUAUCCAGUUCCUCUCCAGAACGUGUUGAAGGCUUCCAUAAACUUUGCUCUUUUUUUUUUCCCCUCACUUGUUUCACAAUGAAUAAUUAUAAGCUGAACACGUGUUAGCUUCUUCUUAGUUUCAAGUUGCUGCAAUGCAGAAGGCGAGGGGAGUUUCAGCUGCUGAUUACACUUGAUUCUCAACUCCUCUCAGAGAUGUAAACUGAAACCUACAAUGAAACUCAGCGUUACCCAGCUUUGGAAAUCAGCUCUUCAGUGGAAUUGCAUCCAUGUUGCUGCAAAUGUGAGGGUGCCUUGAAGAUGACAGAAAAAUUCCAUAGGAAACUUAAAAAUGAGUUGCUAAGCCAGAAACAAAGGAUAAUAUUUUAACCACUAAUGCCCUAAAGUAACAUCAAACAUACAUAUUAAUGGCAUAGUGACAACUAAAAGAAAUAACUAUUCAAACUCCUUCCAAAACAGAUAAAGUGACAAAGACCUUGUAUAGUUACAUGUAGCAAGCUCGGAUGCUCACAGCUACUAUUGUUUCAGCAGACUAACAACAUACUAUUAUUGCACAACAGUUGAUAUGGGAACAGUUUGGCUUGUACUCCAUCACCAGGAGUGCAAGCAUCCUGCUGCUGGGCAGCAGCUGUGCUCCUGGAGCCUUCAGAGCCUGCUUCACUGCAGGUUUCUCCAUCAGCAGCAGCACUGCACGCGAGGCUCCAGGAUGGACAGAGCAAGGGUGAGAUUCUGCCCUCUGAUAUGUGCAGUUGACUUCGGUGGGGAUUUGGCAAGCAGUAUCUGAAAGCAGCAAGUGGCCCCAAGGAAACAUCUAGCAAGAGCUUGAUACAAUGCUGGUACGUGAUAUUGGCUCAAGAGCUAUUUGCAGCAUGCUAUUAUCUGUAACUAAACUGGCAACACAGGCACAAAAUAAGGCAGUGGGUUAAAUUAAUCAUUAAAAUUGUUAGAAAACAUGCAAAAAUAAUACUGAGUUUAGAAAAAAAAAAACAAAACGUUUCUUGCCCCUUUAGUUUUUUU